AUGACAGGUCCAGCAAGGAGAGAAGCUCUGGAGGCUUUCAAACAGGGUGCUGCACAGGUGAGUUGGGCAUUCAAACAGGGUGCUGCACAGCUCGCAGUGUUGACAGCUCGCAGUGUUGACCCCCUUCUCUUUGCUCUUCCCUCCCAUGUCUUCUCACAUCUCCCCCUCUUUCCCCAACCCGCCUUCAGUCUCUCCUUUCUCUCUCCCCACCCCACCCAUCAGGUCCUAGUAUCCACAAACGUGGCAGCACGCGGUGUUGACAUUCCCAAUCUCCCCUUUGUGGUGAAUUUCGACCCUCCAGGCAACCCGCAGGAGUACUUGCAUCGCAUUGGCCGAACAGGUCGGGCAGGGGCGUCCGGAACUGCCAUCAGCUUCUUAGAGCCUCUUGAUGAGGGAGAUCAGCCUUGUGGCGCUGCUUUGAGCCUCUUGCUCGUGGUGUGGCUUUAA
Closterium sp. Yama58-4 is the source of this 447-nucleotide messenger RNA. Lineage: Eukaryota; Viridiplantae; Streptophyta; Zygnematophyceae; Desmidiales; Closteriaceae. The record is from the annotation of a GenBank genome assembly.